UCAGCAUGCUGCUCUUACCGGCACUGGUCCUGCUCUCUGAUAUCCUCUGUGGUGCCUCUGCGGGGGAAGUCGCUCCCAAGUAUGAGCAUACAGACCAUCUCACUGGGAAAACCCUCCUCUGCGACAAGUGUCCACCAGGCACUCACAUGACGGCUCACUGCACCACCACCAAAUCCACCCAAUGCAAGCAGUGCAGGGAAAACCACUAUACCGAGCUGUGGAACUACCUGCCCCGGUGUCUCUACUGUAACAACCUCUGCUUGGGGAACAUGGAGGUGGAGAAAGAGUGCUCAGCGGUGAGCAACAGGGUCUGUCGGUGCAAAGAGGGCUUCUACUGGACAAAUGACUUCUGUAUGAGACACUUGGAAUGCGGGCCCGGAUACGGCGUUCAAACGAAAGGUACAUCUCAGAAUAACACUGUCUGCGAAACGUGUUCCGAUGGCUACUUCUCCAAUUCGUCCUCCGCGCUGGAGCCAUGCGUAAAACAGCAGGAAUGCGCACACGGGCAGAUUGUGCUCCUCCCCAGCACAAUUUACCAAGACACAGUGUGUGGCUCUUGCCAGGAUCUUGCAAAUGGAGGUGAGACACUCCGGGCAAUCUCCUCAAAAUGCUUUAGUAUGCACAGGAUGCGUGUGGGAAAACUGAGGAAAUUUGUCAGCAGGUACAUACAUAAGUCUGGAGAGGAGGGGUGCAACACUGGCAGUCUGUCUAGAGGUCCUCUCCUGGAUGAGAUCAAAGAGUGGCUGAAGCAGGCUCCAGCAGAGACGGUGAAAAACCUGCCGGAGAUGCUGAAGGCUGUACAGUGCAACUCCAUGGCAGAAAAGCUGGAGAAGAGUCUUAAGGAGAUUGAGCAAACAACAAAUUGUAGUUUAUCUCUCUGACAUACUCAAACGACUGUCAGAGUCCAUGGGAGUAAAACUUAUACAGUACCUCUUUGUCUGGAAUAAGCAAUUUUUGUUUCCAUUUGAAAACAAGUAUUUUAAUAUAUUUUUCAUUUGCCCGUUAACUAACAGAACAUGCAUUACCUCAAAGAUUGUCAUCAUAGAAAAUAUUACUUAUUUACACAUGAGAUGUUGUAAUGAACAUUCUUACAGGUUUGUGAUGGAUGUUUUCCUUUCAGAAAGGCUUCUCUAUAACAAGUGAAUGUGCGUUAUCCUAAUGUUUUGAAAAUAAAUUAGUUUACAUAGAUAGAUCAAGUCGAUACACUGUUUUGUUUUGUUAUAUAUUUGAUAUGAAAAUGAAUUACUUAAUAGAUAAUAAAGAUAAUAAAUUAAUAUUUUUUUCUGGAAAUGUAUGGAAUUCUGUAAAAAUCUUUGAUAUUAAACUGUAAACUUG
Molecule: messenger RNA, 1335 nt
Organism: Scomber scombrus (Atlantic mackerel)
Lineage: Eukaryota; Metazoa; Chordata; Actinopteri; Scombriformes; Scombridae
Product: tumor necrosis factor receptor superfamily member 11B-like
Exons: 5
Coding region: 6-881 (291 amino acids)
Molecular function (GO): protein binding
Source: RefSeq, a predicted model, not a curated record